This is a messenger RNA of Eucalyptus grandis, 1594 nucleotides long. RefSeq names its product putative F-box protein At5g60060. Lineage: Eukaryota; Viridiplantae; Streptophyta; Magnoliopsida; Myrtales; Myrtaceae. The record is from RefSeq and is a predicted model, not a curated record. The transcript has 2 exons. The coding region runs from base 43 to 606 and encodes 187 amino acids.
UUCUUCUUCUUCACCGAUCGAGCGUGACCGCCGGCGGCCCCGAUGGAUCAAGCCGAGAGAUGUCGAUGGUCCGAUCUCCCGCCGGAGAUCGUCUCCAUGAUCGGCAAGCGGCUCCACACUCGCAUGGACGCCCUCCGGUUCCGCAGCGUCUUCUCCUCGUUCCGCUCCUCGAUCCCUUCGCCUCGCCGCGACGCCUCGCGAUUCCCUCUCCGAAUCCCUUGCUCCCGGAGCUCCCACUCCGUUUUCCUCCGCGGCAGCACGGUCUGCGUCCUCGAGACGCCGGAAAAAUCCUCCGGUUCGGGCGUCCCGAGCCCUCCUCGAUCCCGGUGGCUGGUGAAGCUCCAGGAGUCGAGCCUCGGCGACUUGCAGCUCCUCUGCCCCUUCUCGAAGCGGCGCGUCACUUACUUGCCCCGCAAUUUCCCCAAGGUAAUCGACUCCCUCGAAUCCAGGAUCGUGGAAAUCUGUAGGGAAUUCAGGAUCGAGUGCGCUACGUUGGGCAUCGCUCUCGGUGUAAGCAAAGUAGUGGUGUCCCCAGAUUGUGUAUGGACUGAUCUAGAUAAACUUGAGGUCUAUUCCAUCAGAGAGCAAGGGCGGUUAGGUUACUAGAAGUAUGGGGAUGAGAACUGGACCUAUUUGGAUGAUCAAAAUGGGUGUUCUUAUGAUGACAUCAUAGUGUAUGAAGGCAAAGUCUGUGUGGUUGAUCAGUCCGGGAUGGUUUCGCUGAUCGAUUCGUCAUUUAGGACUCUUCAAAAGUUGUCGCCAUCAAUCUACACCGGCGGUGGUGGCCACAGCAAUUGCAAAUAUUUGGUGGUGUCGGGUGGUGAUCUGUAUGUUGUGGAUAGAGAGAUUGAUGUAUAUACACUUGGUUUUAGAGUCUACAGAUUGGAUAGACGAUGUGGGGAAUGGGUGGAUGUAGUAAGCCUGGGCGACAUGGCUUUCUUUCUCGGUAAGCACUGUUCGUACGCCAUCUCUAUGCACGAGCUCGGUGGAUGCUACCCGAAUUGCAUCUACUUCAUGGAGAACACCGUUUACCCUUACUCGAGAGACAGAGUUAAUGUGUUUAGCUUGGAGGUUCGUAUCAUCGAGCCGCUGGACUUUUACCCCUUCCUAGUGAGCACAUGAGGCACCUUCAAUUUGACUCUAACCGAAAAUUGACGCCUUCCAGGUUCCAAGAGGACAUCAAUUAGACCAGCAUCAUAGUUUCUUUCCACAGCUCGGGUGUCAAGAAUUGCAGCUGUUCAUCCAUGGAUCGUUUUUGCCCCUCCUCUUGAAAUUGCACACCCAAGGGGUCACGGCAUAUGGUUCCCUAGAAAUUACUAGGUAGGAUGGCUCCAUAAAGUCAGAAACUCUCGACAUGGCGCACAGCAUGAAGUUAAUUCUUGACAUGGCGCACGAUACGUUAUAGCAACCCACCUCUUAAUGGCAAUUACAAUCUAUUACUUAUCAUGACAUUUUUUCAGGGAAAUUAUCCAAAAAGUCCAAAACAUAUUACACUUUUACUAAUUUAGUCUUGAAUAUUUUCACAUUUAAUCAAUUGAAUCUAUAUGGACAUUUUUAAUCAGAAAUCGCUGACAUAAAUGUUGUUCAGCGCUGU